AGUUCCACACAGAGUUCCACACAGAGUUCCACACAGAGAGUUCCGCACAGAGAGUUCCGCACAGAGAGUUCCGUACAGAGAGUUCCGCACAGAGUUCCGCACAGAGAGUUCCGCACAGAGAGUUCCGUACAGAGAGUUCCGCACAGAGUUCCGCACAGAGUUCCGCACAGAGAGUUCCGCACAGAGAGUUCCGCACAGAGAGUUCCGCACAGAGAGUUCCGCACAGAGAGUUCCGCACAGAGAGUUCCGCACAGAGUUCCGCACAGAGAGUUCCGCACAGAGAACGUACCACCAGGUGGCUCCCUGUGAGCCCUAUGAGCCCUGUGAGGCCUGUGAGCCCUGUGAGCCCUAUGAGCCCUGUGAACCCUGUGAGCCCUGUGAGCCCUAUGAGCCCUGUGAGCCCUAUGAGCUCUGUCAGCCUUUACUACUUCCUGUCCCACCAGACUGUAUCAAGGUGAAUAGUCAGCACUACUUCCUGUCCCACCAGACUGUAUCAAGAUUUGGGAAGAAGAAAGAUGCGAAGGUAAAGAAAGCAGAAGCCAAAGCCACGCUACAGAGACAGAAGUCCGAGGUUCUGAGUGAAGAGGAGCUGGAGAGGAUGAAAGAGGAGCGAGAAAGGAUCGAGGCGAAGCACGCGGAGCUGAGGGAGCGUCAGGCCAGAGAAAAAGGACCUGAUGUCGAGGAUGAUUACAUGGACCCCAACUACGCACGCAUCAACAACUUCAGAGACAACUCCUCCCCGCGUCAGUCCCCCUACAGCAGAACCCGCACCCCAUCUCCCCAACGCCCGCCACCCCACGGCCUCGGCCCAGGCCCCUCCCACGGCAACGAGCCAUCCAAUAAGGACCCCCUGGACGGGCUGUACGCCAAGGUCAACAAGCAGAGACAAGCCCCGCCCAUGGCCGACAGUAGUGUGGAUCGUAUCCAGCAGCUGAGGAGAGAGUACCAGCAGGUCUGCAGAGAGGGACCAGCGCCAGUCUAUGAAGAGAUAGAGACCAGACAAAGAGGACCUGAGUACAACCAACACAAGGUGAGAGUGGCUGGACCUGGGCCUGAUCAUCGUCUAGCUCCACGCUACGAAGAGGUGGAGCGACAGUAUGCUUCCUUGCCCAGGCGUGGCCCGAUGGAUCCUUCUGAGGGGUACCCAAUACAGCAGACAGGCUGGGUUGGUCACUACCCUGGCCCCCAACCAUCCUACCCCAAUCCCAACUACCCCCCCAGAGUAGACCCCAACUACCCCCCCAGGGUUGACCCCAACUACCCCCCUAGGGUUGACCCCAACUACCCAACAAGGGUUGACUCCAACUACCCCCCCAGAGAGAACCCCAACUAUCCCCCCAGGGGUGACCCCCGCCAGGCCGACUCAGGGUACUACCACCCUCCUCCUCUACGCCAGGACGUCCCCCCGUCCCCCACUCUGCCCCUCCGAGCCCCCCGUUAUGACACCAUGAACCGUGGGGGAGGAGGAGGAGGAGGAGGGUAUCGCCAGGCCAGCCCAGAGAGGUUCGCCUACGUUGGGGAGGGACCGGCCCGUCACAAUGAUCCACGCCAGAAGAACCCCAUGACUGCUGCUGUGUAGAGCCCGACUGGGAUCAGUGGCUGUAUGGAGUUCUGACCUAGGAUCGGGUCCCACCCCCCCCCCCCCC
Molecule: messenger RNA, 1646 nt
Organism: Oncorhynchus mykiss (rainbow trout)
Lineage: Eukaryota; Metazoa; Chordata; Actinopteri; Salmoniformes; Salmonidae
Source: RefSeq, a predicted model, not a curated record